This is a messenger RNA of Halichondria panicea, 2023 nucleotides long. RefSeq lists its product as uncharacterized. NCBI's taxonomy places the organism in Eukaryota, Metazoa, Porifera, Demospongiae, Suberitida, Halichondriidae. Bases 1 to 1893 code for a protein of 630 amino acids. The transcript has 13 exons. The record is from RefSeq and is a predicted model, not a curated record.
AUGAUAAAGCUAGAAUAUCUGAGGCUAAACACUCUAUUAAAGAAGGAGAAUGUUCAAUUGAAGAAGGUGAUCAACAACCUUGAGCAAGAGAUUGCUCAUUUGAAAUCUGAUAAGGUCAAAGAAAGGCAGCUGCACCCAAUAGAGGACUCACCUCUGCCCUCUGAAUCAGAGGUCCAGCUAAGCAAAGAACAAGAUUCUUUAGGUGGAGAAAGUUCUAUGACUGAAUUGAGAUCUGAAGUGAAACGACGGCUACUAGAGUAUGAGAAGUUGGAGGCGGAGCUGGAUCAGCUGACUGAUGAGUAUGACGAGCAAACUGAUAAGAUUCACCAGCAAGAAAAAGAAAUUGAACACCUGCGAAACGAGAUUCAUCAUCUCCGAGCCGAGAGCAAAGGACUGGUUCCAGUGAAGCAGGAACUCAAGGUUGAACCAGGUUAUCAAGAUGUCAUAUCACGCCCUCAUCUACCAACUGAAGUCUUGAGUCAACCACAGGAAUCCAUACACAGUUUUGACUUCCCUGGUGUUGAAGUUGUGGCCAGAACCUGUGUGAUCAUCACCAACUCACCCCAAACCUUCCACUGGGUUGGCUAUGGGUUCAAGCUCACCAUACUCCAGGGCUCCCUGCCAGCUGGUGUUGAUCAGUGUCAACUAGAAAUCAAGGCCAGUGUAGCUGGACAGUACCAGUUUCCUGACGAUCUUCAGUUGGUCAGCGGUGUCUUCUGGAUACAUCCUCUUCCCUUGUGUCGAUUCCAACAGCAGCUGACAGUCGAGAUACAGCACUGUGCCAAGAUUACCAGCUCUACCAAGCUCUCAUUUCUCGUAUGGUUCAUUGGAGCUGAGCGAGUUCAGUGGACUGGCUGCAGCAGGAGAGGAUGUGGAGAGAGUGUACACUGCCAGCCUCUACUACCUUGGCUCAGAGCUGAACAGCAAAUACAUUUUGUCGUCAACUGGGAUAAUGAGAUUCAUAAAACGCUUGUGAGUGAAGAGUACUCCUCUAAAAGAGCCAUUCUCGGAGUGAAUCAUUUUGUUGAGUUCGAGGAGGACAGUUUAACACUGGAUAUUCCUAUGACUGGUGCUGAAGUCAGUGGAGGGUGGAGAAUAACGCCAAUGUUUCAUCCUACGGUUAUCAAGAAGCAUGUUGACCAGUUCAAGCCUGGACAGAGAAUCCCGUACUGUCACUUGAACGCUGAGAUGACAAACAAACGCAAGAAAUCUGCUCCAAAGCUAUUCCUCCAAGUCAAGCUAGUGGGUGCAAAGGAUCCCUACAACAUCAUCACUAUUAAUCUGGACCCUCAACGAACUCUUCCAGCAGCUAGGGAAUUGCUGAUGCAACCUCAGUCACAUGGGACUCAUUACCCACCCUCCCCUGGACCACCACUUCACCCACUAUCUCGUGGCUUGACACUCUCGGAACAUGUCAGCACACAAACAGACAUUUCUGUACAUGACGAUGAUCAAGGAGAUGAAAACCAACUAUGUAUCGACAAUUUGCAAGACGUUUUUUCUCUAUUAAUCAAGGCCGCUAAAGAUUGGUUUGAGUUGGGCCUCGCUUUGAAGAUUAAAGUUGACAUCCUUGAAGGUAUUGAGUCUAAUAAGAGCAGCGAUAAAGCUCGCUUGCGUGAAAUGCUGACCCACUGGUUGCGAUCUUCGCCUUCUCGUACAUGGAGUGAUAUUUGCAAGGGCCUCAGAAGUGACACAGUCCAACAAGACGUUCUAGCAGAGGAGAAAUACUUAAAGGAGGCAGCCCCUGGGAGCACUCGUCUCGACCACGCCCCAUCACUGGUGAGAAGAGAGAGGCCACUGAACACACUGAGCAAGUUCCCCUCAAGAGACCUCGGUCAGAGGAGCAGUGAGGGAGGAGAAUGGACUACGUACACUGUCCAGCUCGUCUGUUGAUGGUCACCUCCUCAAGAGAACAGGGGAACAAUAUAUACUAAAACACAACAUUAUCAAUGGCAUACCUUAAUUAUAAUUAUUUUUAUGCUAAGUGCGAUUCAAAUAUUCCAAUUUCGUUGACAUGCAUUGA